UUGAAAAGCAGACACAGUCACUGAAAUCGAGGGAGAGAUAGAAUGGAUCAAUACGCAGCGUUGAAGGCGGCGGUGGAGACGGCGGAGCUCGUGGAUGCGCACGCGCACAACAUCGUGGCGCUGGACUCCGCCUUUUCUUUCAUCUCCUGCUUCUCCGAGGCCACCGCCGACGCCCUAUCGGCUGUACCACACACCAUUAACUUCAAGAGAAGCUUGAAAGAAAUCUCCCAACUCUACGGCUCCAACUCGUCCUUGGAUGUUGUUCAAGAAUACCGGACCAACUGUGGACUGGAAUCGGUGACUUCAAAGUGCCUCGCUGCUGCUGGAAUCUCAGCCGUGUUGAUUGACGAUGGACUUCAGUUGGACAAAAUGCACAAUAUUGAGUGGCACAAGAAAUUUUUCCCAUAUGUUGGUAGAAUAUUGAGAAUUGAACAUGUGGCUGAAAGGAUUCUUGAUGAGGGAAGUCCAGGUGGAGCUCCAUGGACACUGGACUUGUUUACGAAAAAUUUCGUGGAUAACUUGAAGUCACAUGCUGAUAAAAUUGUUGGCUUCAAAAGUAUAGCUGCAUAUCGCAGCGGACUUGAGAUUAAUACUAAUGUAUCAGAAAAGGAUGCGGAGGAGGGUCUUAAUGAAGUUUUACGAGCUGGGAAGCCUGUCCGCAUCGCUAAUAAAAACUUUAUCGAUCACAUCUUCAUCCGUGCAUUGGAGGUUGCCCAAUUUUUUGACUUGCCAUUGCAAAUACAUACAGGUUUUGGUGACAAAGAUCUGGAUUUAAGAUUGUCCAAUCCCCUUCAUCUUCGUAGUCUUCUUGAGGAUAAUAGAUUCAGCAAAAGUCGGAUUGUUCUAUUGCAUGCUUCAUACCCCUUUUCAAAAGAAGCAUCAUAUUUGGCCUCUGUGUACUCGCAGGUGUACCUGGACUUUGGGCUGGCAGUGCCUAAACUUAGUUUCCAUGGAAUGGUCUCCUCGGUGAAAGAACUCCUUGAGCUAGCACCAAUAAAGAAGGUGAUGUUCAGUACUGAUGCAUGCGGUUUUCCGGAGAGUUACUACCUAGGUGCAAAGAAAGCACGUGAGGUUAUAUUUGCCGUAUUACGUGAUGCAUGCAUCAACGAGGACCUUUCAGUUGCUGAAUCCAUUGUGGCUGUCAAAGACAUAUUUUCUGAAAAUGCGAGAAACUUAUACAAGAUAACAACUGUUUCAAAAUCUAUUGAAAAUGGCAUUGCUCCCCUCUCUGUGAAGUCCGGUGUUAAUACUUCUGCUCAGGGUGUUGCAUUUGUUCGCAUUCUGUGGGUUGAUGCUUCUGGACAGCAUAGAUGCCGUGUGGUUCCUCAAAAACGUUUCCAUGAUGUUGUUGCAAAAAAUGGUGUUGGACUGACCUGUGCAUCCAUGGCUAUGUCCUCACACAUGGAUGGUCCCGCUGAUGGAACUAAUCUAACUGGAGUGGGUGAAAUUAGCCUCAUUCCAGACCUAUCAACCAAAAGGCUAAUUCCUUGGGCAAAAGAACAGGAAAUGGUUCUGGGUGACAUGCACCUUAAACCGGGCACACCAUGGGAGUAUUGUCCUAGAGAUGCACUGCGGAGAGUUUCAAAAAUUUUGAAAGAAGAAUUUAACUUGGUAAUGAAUGUAGGAUUUGAGAAUGAGUUCUUUCUGUUACGGAGUGUGCAAGUGGAUGGGAAAGAAAAUUGGUUGCCAUUCGAUGCAACUCCUUACUGUUCCGCAGCUGCGACAGAUGCUGCUUUCCCUAUACUUAGUGAAAUCAUGGCUUGUCUUCAGUCCUUAAAUAUUUCAGUGGAACAGCUACAUGCAGAAUCUGGGAGUGGCCAAUUCGAAUUCUCAUUCGUCUACACAAACUGCAAAGAUUCAGCUGACAAUAUAGUUUUUGCACGCGAAGCUAUUCGGGCAGUGGCCAGAAAACAUGGAUUAUUGGCGACUUUUGUACCUAAGUACUCGCUCUAUGAUAUUGGCUCUGGAUCGCACGUGCAUAUCAGUGUGUCCGAGAAUGGACAGAAUGUGUUCAUGGGGCGCAACGGAGAAACUAGAUACGGAAUAUCCAAGGUCGGGGAGGAGUUCAUGGCCGGAGUAUUGGAUCAUCUUCCUUCGAUAUUGGCCUUUACAGCUCCAGUUCCAAAUAGCUAUGAUCGUAUACAACCUAAUACGUGGAGUGGCGCAUACUUGUGCUGGGGGGUGGAAAAUAAAGAAGCUCCUUUAAGAGCUGCUUCCCCCCCGGGAACCCCGGAUGGCUCUGUAAGCAAUUUCGAGAUCAAAGCAUUCGAUGGUUGUGCAAAUCCUCAUCUAGGCCUUGCUGCCAUAAUGGCUGCCGGAAUUGAUGGCCUAAGACGAAAGCUAACACUACCCGAACCUAUUGAUUAUAAUCCCGCGGAUUUCAAAGACAAGGUGGCAAGGCUACCUAAGUCACUCGCCGAAUCUGUCGAAGCCCUUGAGAAAGACACUGUGCUGCGAGAUUUGAUCGGUGAAAAGCUUCUGGUUGCCAUUAUAGGGGUCAGGAAGGCUGAGGUGAAGUACUAUUCAGAAAACAAGGAUGCUUGGAAGAAUCUCAUCUACAAAUAUUGAGGAUUCCCAUUUCCCUUUUCGUGUAUGGAUUUAGUUAAAUAUAAUUAUUUCUCAAUCAAAGUGUCACAUUUUCAA
Molecule: messenger RNA, 2643 nt
Organism: Salvia hispanica
Lineage: Eukaryota; Viridiplantae; Streptophyta; Magnoliopsida; Lamiales; Lamiaceae
Source: RefSeq, a predicted model, not a curated record